This is a messenger RNA of Hyla sarda, 2537 nucleotides long. RefSeq names its product pyruvate dehydrogenase kinase 1 (gene PDK1). Gene Ontology annotation, cellular component: mitochondrion. The coding region runs from base 245 to 1483 and encodes 412 amino acids. NCBI's taxonomy places the organism in Eukaryota, Metazoa, Chordata, Amphibia, Anura, Hylidae. Gene Ontology annotation, molecular function: pyruvate dehydrogenase (acetyl-transferring) kinase activity. Gene Ontology annotation, biological process: regulation of glucose metabolic process; protein phosphorylation. The transcript is spliced from 11 exons. The record is from RefSeq and is a predicted model, not a curated record.
CGGGAGGCCACGCCUUCUGCUGGCCAUCUAGGCUUCUGAUUGGUCGGAACGGGAGAAACGCGUGUGAGUGGACAACCCGCAUCCUUGAACCGGAGAGGACACAGUGGGUGCAGGGAGAGUACAGUCCCCGGUGUAUGCAGUGUACGGGAGAAGACGGGUUUCAUUAAUGUCACUAUAAAAGGAGGUGACAUUUGGUUUAACAGCGCCCUCUAGCGGUGGCCCCCGACAUCACACCUGUCACAAAAUGCGGCUCCUCCGGGCCCUGAUGAGAAGUGCCCCCCUGACCAGCAGCAGCACCCCCACCCUGGUGGACUACUACUCCAAGUUCUCCCCAUCCCCCCUCUCCAUGAAGCAGUUCUUGGAUUUUGGAUCAGUGAACGCCUGUGAAAAGACGUCCUUUAUAUUUCUCCGGCAAGAACUUCCCGUACGGUUGGCAAAUAUAAUGAAAGAAAUUAAUUUGCUUCCUGACAACCUCCUGAAGAUGCCUUCUAUCAAACUGGUGCAGAGCUGGUACGUCCAGAGCUUUCAGGAGAUAAUUGAUUUUAAAGACAGAAAUACAGAUGAUCCUGAUACAGUCAGGAAAUUCACAGAUACAGUAAUAACCAUCCGAAAUCGUCACAAUGAUGUCAUCCCAACCAUGGCGCAGGGCGUUGUGGAGUACAAGGACAGCUUUGGAGUGGAUCCAGUAACAUCUCAGAAUGUGCAGUAUUUCUUGGAUCGGUUCUUUAUGAGCCGCAUAUCGAUUCGGAUGCUUCUAAAUCAGCACACUCUUCUUUUUGGUGGAAAAGUAACGGUGAACCCAGCUCAUCCAAAACACAUAGGCAGCAUAGACCCAACAUGCAAUGUGGUUGAUGUUGUUAGAGAUGGGUAUGAGAAUGCAAAGCACCUGUGUGACCUGUAUUACAUGAGUUCUCCUGAACUGGAACUUGCAGAAUUUAAUGCACAGAACCCAGGACAGCCGAUUCAGGUGGUGUAUGUCCCCUCACAUCUGUACCAUAUGGUGUUUGAGCUUUUCAAGAAUGCAAUGCGUGCUACCAUGGAAUUCCAAGCAGAUAAAGGUGUAUAUCCUCCUAUCAAAGUAAGAGUAUCUCUGGGAAGUGAAGACUUAACAGUCAAGCUCAGUGAUCGUGGGGGUGGAGUGCCCCUCAGGAAGAUCGAUAGACUCUUCAACUACAUGUAUUCUACUGCACCUCUUCCUAGAAUGGAGACGUCUCGUGCUGUACCACUGGCCGGGUUCGGCUAUGGUUUGCCCAUAUCCAGACUCUACGCGCGGUACUUUCAAGGAGAUCUGAAGUUAUAUUCUUUGGAAGGCUAUGGAACGGACGCGGUCAUUUAUAUCAAGGCUUUAUCUUCCGAAUCAAUAGAGAGGCUCCCGGUGUAUAAUAAAUCUGCAUGGAAACAUUAUAAAACCAACCACGAAGCUGACGAUUGGUGUGUGCCGAGCAGCGAGCCUAAGGACAUGACCACGUUCCGCAGCAGCUGAACAGCUUUAGGUGUCGGCACAUACUGGCCCUGGCUUGUCACUCACAGUUUUAUUGUCCGGUUUGCACCUUUUCUAUAUAAUUCAGUGGGUAUAAACUGUGCAUUCUGUGAUGAAAUGUAAUGUACAAGCUUAACCCCUUGCCUCCUAUAGCCAGUUAUACAUAGGAAAAACACAUAGGCCUGUCACACUGUGCAGAUUACUAUCGCUUCAGGGAACAGGGAAAUCUAUUACUUCAUGUAGAACAAUGUAACUUGGUAAAAUGUGUGUGUAUGUAUGUAGGACGCAGCGGCAUAUAAGACUCACCCAACAGUGAUCUUCAACUUGCAGACCUCCAGAUGUUGCAAAACUACAACUCCCAGCAUGCCCGGACAGCCAACGGCUGUCCGGGCAUGCUGGGAGUUGUAGUUUUGCAACAUCUGGAAGUCUGCAGGUUGUAGACCACUGGAUAGGAGGUUAUACUCACCUGUCCCCGCCGCUCCGGACCCGUCACCGCCGCCCUGGAUGUUGCUCCAUCGCUGUCGCCACGUCCCCGGGGUGUUCCCGACGCUCCGGACGUCUUCUUCCCCGGGAUCCACGCUCGCCGUCACCGUCAUCACAUCGCUAAGCACGCCGCUCCUAUUGGAUGACGGGACGGCGUGCGCGGCGAUGUGAUGACGUCAAAGGAGAGCGCCGGCCAUGCAGGGGAUCCCGGCACGGAGCAGACACCGAGGAGGCAGGUAAGGUCCCUCCCGGUGUCCUGUAAGCUGUUCGGGACGCCGCGAUUUCACUGCGGCGGUCCCGAACAGCCCGACUGAGCAGCCGGGUUACUGUCACUUUCACUUCAGACGCGGCGGUCAGCUUUGAUCGCCGCGUCUGAAGGGUUAGUGCAGGGCAUCACCGCGAUCGGUGAUGUCCUGUAUUAGCCGCUGGUCCCGGCCGUUGAUGGCCACAGGGACCUCCGUGAUAGGGGUGUAUUCGCCGUAUAAGACGCACCAACUUUCCCCCCCAGAAAAAUUGCGUCAUAUAUGACAAAAAAUACGGUAUGUGUGUGUGUGUGUGUAUGUAUGUAUAUAUG